Linum trigynum is the source of this 3433-nucleotide messenger RNA. Lineage: Eukaryota; Viridiplantae; Streptophyta; Magnoliopsida; Malpighiales; Linaceae. The record is from the annotation of a GenBank genome assembly.
AAGAAAAGGAACGAUCUUCCAUAGACGAUCUUCUUCCCAGUUCCAACCCAACCCCCAGGGUCCAGGGUCAAUUUCAGCGCUUGUGAUAUGCCUAGCUUAGCGAGAGCUUGCACAGAAAAGUCGAUGGCCAAAAGCAGAGUCCUUCAGUGAAACGGGGCUCCGCCGGGUUGCAUUUGCAGGUAGGUCUACGAUUGCUUUCUGCAAUUACCCUCUACCAUGUGCUCAAUUAUAUUAUCAUAUAGCGUUUUGAACUCGGUUAUUGUGGCAUGAAAUCAACUGGGAUUUGCUCAAGUUUGCAUUCUGUUUCAAGUAAUUGCUUGGGGGAAUCACUUACUGGUUCGGCUGUUUCAGUUCAUUCCCUGUUUCAAGCUUCUGGGUUUGCUGCGGGAGGUAUGCUAACCCAUUGAAUUGCUUAUUGCAGUUGUGAUUGUGAUGCGGUGUGAGCAAAGCUGGAUUAAGGAGAACUAAAUAUCUUGUAAGUUGAUGGGGAAAACAAAAACACAUUGGACUCCUGCAAUCAGAAAGUAUUCGUGGAUACCUGUCUGGAUCAGACUUUGAAGGGAAUAGACCCUCUACUUGUUUCACUAAAUAUGGAUGGGACAAUAUCUUACAAGCAUUAAAUAGAAUAGAUUGGUUGCAUAUUGACAAGAAGCAGUUGACAAACACUGGAAUAUCACAAAGGAGCGUUGGACAAUCUGGUGCAAUAACCACGGAUAGCAUCAUGAAAUGGAAUCCUGAAACCGGUUUCUUUGGGCAAGAGAUGCAGAUUGGAGCACCUAUUUGAGGGUAUGUGUAUUAUUGCUGUUAGUAUUUGGCGGUUUUUUUUAGUUGGUUGAUUAUUGAGCAAUUGUCCGUUGAAUGCCUAUAGGAGCACCUGAAGCUGGGAUAUUUCCAGUCAAAAAGCGCCUGCACCAUGUCAAGCUGGAAAUCAUUUUUUAUCUUGUGAACCUAGGAGAAGGGAGGUAAACUGUCUCUAGAAUGUCCAGAUGAUGUGAAAACCAACAAUAUACUUGACCAUGUAGUUGCUAUUUACUUGUGCUAGCUACAUGUCCGUUGAGUUUACAUAUUGGUUUGACAAAUGUCUUUUUGCUGCAACAAUCUGAAUUACCAGGUCGGAUCUCCUGCUCGUGUUGUCUGAUUGCACUAAUUGAUGUGGUUGUCCCUCCAGGAAACACUGUGCUUGAUCCAUCUCAGACAUGUUUCAUCCAGGUUAGUGGUUGCUCUAUUACUACUCCAUUAGCUUUAAUCUUAUUUCUGAUGUAAAAUGGGGCUUGAAUGCUUGGUGGGUGGGUUUCUGGAUCUGCGAUUUGAGGUACAUUUCUGAUUUGUUAUGCAAAAACUGUGGAGUCUCCUUCCAUCUCAACAGAUUAUGGGUUCGCCUUCUGAUUUCUGCCGGUCCAUCACUUUCUUAUUUCCUUAUCUCUGGCUUUCCUCUGGAAAUAUCUUCAAGAACUAAUGCCACCAUGUAGUUUUGCGUACCAUUAGUUUCCUACCCUUAUACCUCUCUUCUCCUGAAUUAAUUGAUUAUUAGUAAAAAACAGUCUUUUGCUUCUUUUUCCCAUUGGAAUGUUUAUACAGUCUAGCUUUUCAUAGUUUUGCUUAGGCUCAAAUUACAGUUGUUUAGAAUUGAAUUUUGCCUGAUGUCCUUUAUGCCGUGUCUAAGUCAUCCUCGGAAGUCAGUCUUUGAUUAGUUCAUGAGAAAAUCAUGAAAACGAAGUGUAAAGUAACAAAUUUGAUGUUUCAGUAGCUUCAUAGUUAUCAAUUGAUUGUAUGUUUAGAUUUUCAACGCUUUUAUUGUAUUCCUUAAAGGAAUUAUUGAUCAAAGACCAAAUCAUUGAAUCCGCUCAUUCAAGCCAUAAUCUUGAAGCUGAUAUGAUGUUUUAUUAUUUGAUGAAUAGAGAGGUGGGUAAGCUUUCACAGUUUUAGGCUCUGGUUGGAUGAUCACUUAUCCAUUUUGGGGGGUUGCUGGUGUGAUUCUUGAUAAUGGUUCAAAUGUACAGAAAACUAGAACUGCCAACAUUUGCUCAUUGAUGUCAAGUCUGUUUCAGUUGUUUUCUAUGCACCUUUCUCAGUUAUUUCUCCAUUAUCUGGCAACUUUCCCUUUUCUCCACUAUUUGGCCACUGUAGUCAUUGUUCUUUAAUGAGAUUGCACCAGAACUUAAAGGUGAGUCUGUAAGAGUAGAUUCCGCCUAACCUGCUUCUGUUUCAAAUUAUCGUAGCGCUUUGAUAAAGCUUAUGUUAUUAGUAUUACCCUUACGCAAUGUUCAAGAAGAUGCUAGGCGCUAUCUAGGCGAGGAGGCACCGCCCAGUGCCCAGGCCGAUUAAUCGUUGCCUAGGCGAGAUUAAAUGUUGCAAAAAAAUAUGAUAGAUAAGCCAUAUUCCACAAAAACCCAAGUUGACAUAUCAUUAUUCAUCCAUUCAUAUUCACAUACAACCCUUUUCCACAAUCCCAAACAUCCCAAGUCGCCAACAAUGAGGAGGGAUCUCACUGUUGGUCGAUGAGGGGGAGCGGCUGGUCGAAUGGAAAUGGGAAAUAGAAUAGGGUUUGGGAUUUUCAAAAAAAGGCUACACUUUCCCCUUUUAUUAGUUGUUAUGGGCGUCGCCCACCAGAGUGAAAACGCGCAUCCGAGUGCCUAGGUGCCUAGAUCAAUCGCCCAGGGCUAGACGGGGCGAUUUCGUCCUGCCCAGCUAUUAAUCGCGCCUAGGCGAGAGAUUAAUCGUGUUUUCUUUAACACUGCCCUUACGGCCUCGUCCUUCCGUGUCAUUGAAAGUUCUGUUUUUGUAUAGUCUCCAGUUGGUUUAAACCAGGGGACUUGUUUUUCUUUUGCAACUCUAACGGAUGAAGAAGACUGAACUUUGCAGCUCCCAUUGCUGAACUCUUAACAGAUGAGGAAAGACAGAAGAAGAUACCUGCUGCUGAUUGGAGUUUGGGGUGCUUUGGCUUUGUCCUCUAACAAAGUGAUAUCUGGUGCUGGUGCUGCAGCCAAUAGACCUUUUAAAGAAUCUUUAAAGGUUUGGCAUCCAACCUUCAUAGGCGAGGACCUCCCUGGACUAUGCCUUAUGCUUUCAGAAUUGAACGGUCUGCCUUUUGUUAAAUGUCAAAAUCUCUUUAGUAAAUUGGAGAAGCUUAUCUGCAAGAAAUUUUGUAAUACGUAGCAACCUGAGGAUUUUCAUGACCCUUACCGCUGUAAAACCCGGUGCAGCUGAGGCAUCCGUUCUAGUGAUUUAUAGUUUUGAACAGUUUUAUUUUCAAGUAACAGAAACAUUGGCCUUUGGUGAGACGAAAAAGGAUACCCAGAUUGGGUCACCUUCUAUGCUUAGCUGGACUGGAAUGCUUAGCAUUGAUGUCUUUCUAAUAAUAUUCUCUUCAUAGUUAAUCGUUAAUUGAUAAUGUGAUUUGUGAUUAAUCGCUAAGUAAAAAAAAAUCUAUUGC